GAGAAAUCCUCUUUCUCCCCAACCCAAACACCCUGGAUCCCAAAAUGACCACCCACCACUUAGCCGCCAUCUCCCCGGGCCCAGGCCAACCGCUGGAGCUUCGCACCCGGCCCACCCCCAAACCAGGCCCGAACGAUCUCCUCAUUGCCGUCAAAUCCAUCGCCCUCAACCCGGCCGACCACAUCAUGCAAGACACAGGCCUCUUCAUCCCGGACACCAGCUACCCGACGGUCCAGGGCUUCGACCUAGCCGGCCUAGUCCUCGAAGUCGGCGACGCGGUCCCCCAGAAUGCUCCCUUCCACCCAGGGACCCGCAUCGCCGCCUACAGCGCCCUAGUCUGGAAAGCCUGCAGCCCAGACUACGGCGCGUUCCAAGAACGAUGCCUCGUGCCCUGGCAGCACGCGGUGAUCCUCCCCAACGAAGACGGGCACGAGUUGACCUGGAACGAAGCAGCCACCCUCCCCGUCUCCGUCCAAGUUGCGCUAAGCGCAUGGGAUGCGAUGGGGAUUCCCCGCCCUCCAGCAGCAGCAGCAGCCGCCGCCGCCGCUCUGCCCUCCAACCCCGACCAGAUAGGCAAAAGUCAAGCCCUCCUCGUCUGGGGCGCCUCCUCCAGCGUCGGCAGCAUGGGCGUGCAGACCGCGCGCCUCCUCUGCGACUCCCCAACCACCCCCUUCGCCGCCGUCUACGCCACCGCCGGCACACCGCGCAGCCGAGCGUACGUCGCAUCGUUGGGUGCGGACCGCGUCUUUGAUUAUUAUGACCCCCUCACACCCCGGGAGAUCGUCGAUACCGCUCGGAGGGACGGUCUGACAAUCCGGCAUUGCUUUCUGGCCAUGGGGCAGUUGGCGGCUUGUCGGGCGGUGGUGGGGGCGUUUCGCGGGGAGGACCAGGUCACAGGAAAGAUCGCGUCGGCGCCGCCGGUGCCGCCGGAUGCCGGGGUCGUGGACGACGGCCCCGGGGUGGAGACGGUCUUUGUGAUGCCUGCGGCGGGGGAGAAGCAGCGGCUGGCGCAGUUUCGGGAGUGGUUGGGGUCGUGGUUGAAAGAGAGUUUGGAGGGAGGGAGGAUUCGGCCGAGUCCGGAGGGGAGGGUUGUCGGGAAGGGGUUGGGCGCUGUGAAUGCUGGGUUGGAUGAGUUGCGGCGCGGGGUGAGUUGUGUUAAGUUGGUGAUCGAGGUUUCGGAGUGA
Molecule: messenger RNA, 1184 nt
Organism: Aspergillus aculeatinus CBS 121060
Lineage: Eukaryota; Fungi; Ascomycota; Eurotiomycetes; Eurotiales; Aspergillaceae
Product: zinc-binding alcohol dehydrogenase family protein
Exons: 1
Coding region: 45-1184 (379 amino acids)
Molecular function (GO): oxidoreductase activity, acting on NAD(P)H
Source: RefSeq, a predicted model, not a curated record